This is a messenger RNA of Synchiropus splendidus (mandarinfish), 5988 nucleotides long. It is a transcript of the gene sec31b, whose product is annotated as SEC31 homolog B, COPII coat complex component. The transcript has 29 exons. Lineage: Eukaryota; Metazoa; Chordata; Actinopteri; Syngnathiformes; Callionymidae. Bases 171 to 3812 code for a protein of 1213 amino acids. The record is from RefSeq and is a predicted model, not a curated record. Gene Ontology annotation, molecular function: structural molecule activity; protein binding. Gene Ontology annotation, biological process: endoplasmic reticulum organization; endoplasmic reticulum to Golgi vesicle-mediated transport; COPII-coated vesicle cargo loading. Gene Ontology annotation, cellular component: COPII vesicle coat; endoplasmic reticulum exit site.
UGGGAACUGCGGUGUUCCUCCUCGGCCCCCGUAGCUGAGUGACAACACAUCACAGCACUUUGGUCUGAAUCCUGUGGCUAAUCUGUUAGCCUGGUUGUUAAGUUGCUAACCCUCCUGGAGGUGGAUGCAGACUGGCAUAUAGGAUUAGAGCUGAAUACCGGUAGCGGAAGAUGAGGCUGAAGGAGAUUCAGAGGACCGCCCAGCAGGCGUGGAGUCCAGCCGGACACCAUCCCAUCUACCUGGCCUUAGGAACCUCAGCCCAGCAGCUGGAUGCCUCGUUCAACACCACAGCAGCUCUAGAAAUAUUUGAAAUGGAUUUUGCUGAUCCAUCUCUGGAUAUGCACCUUAAAGGCUCACUACCUAUUACAAACAGGUUGCACAGUGUAGUCUGGGUGAGUUUUGGAAUGGGCGAUGACGGUUCAGGUGGAAGGCUGGUUGCUGGUAGUGAGAAUGGUGUGCUAACUGUCUACAAUCCUGAGGCCAUAUUAAGCUCAGCAGCUGAUGCUGUAGUGGGACAUUCUGACAAACACACAGGGCCUGUUCGUGCACUGGACUUCAAUCCUUUUCAGAGUAAUCUCCUUGCAUCAGGUGCAAAUGAUUCAGAGAUUUACAUCUGGGAUCUGAACAACUUUAGCAGCCCUAUGACUCCUGGGGCCAAAACCCAGCCUGCUGAAGAUGUCAGUGUGGUCUCAUGGAAUCGGCAGGUCCAACACAUCAUGGCCUCGGCUACUCCCAGUGGAAAAGCGGUUGUGUGGGAUCUCAGAAAGAACGAGCCUAUUAUCAAGAUCAGCGACCACAGUAACAGGAUGCACUGUUCAGGAAUGCUGUGGCAUCCUGAGGUGGCCACCCAGCUGGUUUUGGCCUCCGAGGACGACCGCCUGCCCGUCAUCCAGAUGUGGGAUCUUCGCUUUGCCACCUCACCUCUGAAAGUCCUAGAGAAUCACACAAGGGGGAUUCUGUCAAUAUCAUGGAGCCAGGCUGAUCCUGAGCUCCUGCUUAGUAGCGCCAAAGACAACCGGAUCCUCUGCUGGAAUCCAAACACUGGAGAAGUUAUUUACGAGCUUCCCACGACGAAUCAGUGGUGUUUCGACAUCCAGUGGUGUCCAAGAAACCCUGCUCUGCUUUCUGCUGCCUCUUUUGAUGGCAGAAUCAGUGUCUACUCUGUGAUGGGAGGAAGCUUAAAGGCUCAGCAGCAGAGCACCGUGGAUAAGAUUUCCUCCUCGUUUGACACGAUGGAUCCCUUUGGAACAGGACAAGUGCUUCCACCCCUGCAGGUUCCUCAACCAACAGUACAGGAAACAGUCAUUCCUCCUCUGAAGAAACCUCCAAAGUGGGUGCGCAGACCAGUGGGAGCUUCAUUUGCUUUUGGUGGGAAGCUGAUAACCUUUGAGAAUACCAAACAGCAACCUGUGCAGAGCCCCCAGCCCGUCCCCAGACAAGUGUUUGUGAGCCAGGUUUCCACAGAGACAGAAUUCCUCCAGCGCUCAAAGGAGCUUCAGGUAGCACUGCAGUCAGGUUCAUUUAAUGACUACUGCCAGGGCAAGAUUCAGACAGCCAAGUCUGACGCCGAACAGGACAUCUGGAAGUUCUUGCUGGUGAAUUUUGAGGAUGAAGCACGGAUUAAAUUCCUGAAGCUUUUGGGUUUCAGUAAAGAUGAAUUGGAGAGAAAGAUUUCAAAAUGUUUGGGGAAAAACUGCCAGUCCAAUGGGCAUGCUGUCGAUGCUGAAGACUUGGCCAAAAAGAUGUUGCAGCUCUCAGCUGAGAGGUCUGAAGAAUCAUCUGCUGUUGCCGACGUCAGAACAUCUGGAUCAGUUUCGCCAGCAGAUUUCUUCAAUCAGACCUCAAAAGAAAACUUCCAGAUCCCUGUGUCCUGCGACACAGACGGGCUGAUAAGUCAGGCCUUGCUAGUGGGAAACUUUGAAGGGGCAGUAGAGUUGUGCUUGAACGACGGGCGAUAUGCUGAGGCCAUCCUGUUGUCCAUCAGUGGAGGAGAAGAUCUGCUGAAGAAGACUCAGCAGAAAUACCUCAGCAAACACAAGAACAGUAUCUCCAUGCUGAUCUCCUCAGUGGUGACCCAGAAUUGGAGGGACAUUGUACAAAGCUGUGAGCUGGACAACUGGAAAGAAGCUCUGGCUGCUUUGCUGACCUACGCUCACCCUGAAGACUUUGCCCGUCUGUGUGAUACUCUGGGAGGGCGGCUGGAGUGUGAAGGGACGGAGAAACGCUGCCUACAGGCCUGUCUUUGCUACAUCUGCUCCGGGAACAUUGAGAAGCUGGUGGAGUGUUGGGCUCAGCACAGAGACACCUCUUCACCACUGGGACUGGAGGAUCUGGUAGAAAAAGUAAUGAUGCUGCGUAAGUCUAUCGAACGGCUCCGCAACAGCGAGGUGGCAGUGCAGAGCCCCAUCUUGGCAGAGAAGCUAACCUGCUAUGCUGGCAUCCUGGCAGCAGAGGGCAGUCUAGCAACUGCAAUGACCUAUCUGCCAGAGAACUCAGACCAGCCUGCAAUCAUGAUGCUGAGGAACCGACUGUUCCACGCUCAGGGAGAAGGCCAACAGAACUCUUCGAACAGAACCAGCGGCCCUGCAGCUAAACCCGCUCCCUCUGCCCAACCUCCUGCCCCGAAAGCCCAAAUAAUGAGUCAGUACCAGCCUUCUGCCCCUCCGGCUCCACAGCAGCCUCCUCUCCCUACCCUUUUCAACCCACAGGCUGUCCCACCUAGCAGCAUACCUGGUCUGCCGCCUCAGCCUCAUAUACCGCAGCCCAGUGCAGCCCGCCCUGUCAUGAGGCCACCGUACCCCCAACAACCCAGUCCUGCUGCAGGUUUCCUCCCUCAUCAGCCAUUCCAGCCUCAGCCCCUGGGUGGACCCUCUAGCUUCCCCCCCUCUGGUCCAUCAAUGCCGGCUGCGAACCUGUCUGGACCUCCUCUACCACCUCCUUCAUCGACGCCAGGCGGUCUGCCCCCCAUGCCUAGUCCAGGGGUCCCACCUAUAGGCUUCUUGCCAUCUACCUCUCUACCAUCCGGCCCUAUGCCGCCCACCUCUCACCCUGGACCUCCAGUUCCUAUGUAUCCAGGGACUCUUCAAAACCAGGCGGCAGCUCCACCAAUGACAUCUGGACCUUACGUCCCUGUCACGGCAGGGUACCCACAGGGAGGUCCUGGUGCUCCUGCAGUGAAGCCCUUCAAUGCUUCUGCUGUAGCUCCUCCUCCAUCAGGACAUUUUCCUUGGCUGAAUUCUCAAAGUGAUCUUCAAGGGCCCCAGGAGGGCUGGAACGACCCUCCUGCUGUACGAGGGGGACCCAGAAAGAAAAAGGUUCCAGAUAACUACACUCCUCCUGCUCCCAUCACGGCCCCCGUAAUGGGUUUCCAAGCAGAGGCCCCUCAGCCGAAUGAUCACGGCCAAGUCCCUCCAGGUGCACCCCAGGAGCCCAGUGUUCAGCUUCUUCAGCAGCUUCCUGCCGAGCGAGUGGAGCAGAAGGAGAUCCCAGCUGAGCACAUGGUUCUGAAGUCCACCUUCGACAGUCUGGUUCAGCGCUGUCAGCUUGCCGCAGGAGACCCACAAACCAAACGAAAGCUUGAUGAUGCCAGCAAGCGCCUGGGAUGUCUGUAUGACAAACUGAGGGAGCAGUCGCUCUCCCACAACAUAUUGAGUGGCCUCCACGAGAUCAGCCGCUGUGUGGCAAGUCAGAACUACCAGCGGGGCCUUGAGGUCCACACCCAGGUGGUGAGCAGCAGCAACUUCAGCGAGAUCUCCGCCUUCAUGCCCAUCCUCAAAGUUGUCAUGACCAUCGCCAACAAGCUGGGCGUUUGAGAGCAGCUCGGAGACUCCAGUGUUAUCACUCAUGUUAUAUAAAUGUAUUUAUUUUUCCUGUUUUGGACUUUGACAGUGAGAUCAUUUCUGCUCUUGCUCUGGUUCAUCUCCCUCCCUCCCUCCAUGCAGACGUUGUUUUGUAGAUUCUUCAACAUAAUCGUCUUACAGACAGAUGAAAUGAAUGUAUUCUGACCAUUGGGGGUUUUGUCAUUUCAAAACUUGGAUGUUUGAUUCUUGGUCAGGUAGUCACAUUCUUUGUUUCAAUCACAAUGCGAGGCUUAGAAUAUGGGUCGAGUCACUGGGUGGGUUUGAAACUUCUCUGUAGGAUGUUAAGAGUUUGAGUCUGGUGUUUUUAUUUGGCAAGAACGAUGUAAGUGCAGUCUUACAAUGUGAAGUGAUGGUUGUGUUUUGUGGGUCAUGGUGCCAUGAGAAGUACACACUUCUGAAGAAGAAUGUCAAACUGGUAUUUUCUGGCUUCACCCUCGUUUGUUUUACACUAACAGGAAAAUGCAAAUCAUGAAAUACUUUGCUGAACCAUUUGAUUCUUCUUUCUGUUUCAUUUUUGUUAUGCCAUGUUUUUGUUAUCUCUAUUUGAAGAUGGAAUAAGCAACUUAAACAAGCUGGUAAAUAAAACACUUUUUUUCGUUUUAGAAGUGUUUUUUAUUUUUGGGCAGCAGGUGGCAGUAACGUGCUUUCAAUGUGUUUUUUUUUUUCUCUCUUUUGGGAGUGAUCAGUCGUUGCUCAAGUCUUUGACCCGUUCUGAAUGAUGACCCGUUCAGAACGGGUCUGAAAACGAAUGAAUAAAAUGAAGUCUGUGGGAGAAUCAGAAACGGCAACACGUUGCAACAAACCUCUUUGUAUUCCUGUUGCAUCAUACGUGGAGGCAAGCCUUCAAUGUGAUCUGGCAUCAUGUCCCCUGGCUUUGAUGUAUGUCUUUCAUGUUGCUAACAAAGGAAGAGAUUCCUAAUUCACCACAGACCAGUACAGGACCCCGAAGAAAACAAUAGGUCAGAUAUGAGAAGCUGCCUGUGUCUCACUGAAAUGAAGCAUGGUGGGUUUAGUCAUCCAGAGACUUGGAGUAGAACCACUGUUCCGAUGCAUAAAACAAGGUUUGAAGGGACGGUCACAACUCUCCCAGGUGUGACUGACCAUGUCUUCUGCUUAUCCACGGUUGGGUCCAUGGGACAGCCGGACGAACUCGGGUUUUGUUGACACAUUCCAAGGUCCUUCCAGCUCGGAUGAGCGGCUCCACUCUUGACUCCAUGGGGGCUUUGGACAAGAGGCGAGGGUCACCCUGAGCAGGUUGGCAGCCUAUCACAGAGCGCACAGAGCUGGAAGCAAAUGAGCAACCCUCUUGCUGUGAGGUGCUCACCACAACCCCACUGUGCAGCCAAGAGCCUCCCCUCUCACCUGUCUUUGUCCAUACAAUGCUACCAAGUUUUAGUUCCAGCUUGCUACCAAGGCAUAUUGUUUUUCUCACUCCACAGUGUGUUUGGCUACUGGCUGACUGAAUGGAUAUAAAACUAUUGAGAGCUACCAUGAGCCCAAAAAUCCAUCAUCCACACACGUUAAAAAGCAGUGGUUCAGGGUGGUGUCAGCAGCCGGGACAUCACAAACAUCAGUGAACAGAAGAAAUACAGGGGCACAAGGCUUCAUGGAAUUUCGAGUGUAUUGAAAAUAGUGUGACUUUUAUUAGAGAUUAUUUGAGCUGUUAACAAUUGACAUAAUCAGACCGAUGACAUUCUGCUCCUGGUCCAGUUGGGGACACGGUGAAUUUUGGCUUUUUUUUUUUCUUUUGACAUUCCUCAUGACAGCACCGUUGUUUGAAAGUUGGCACCUGUUAAGGGCUCAUAUUCUGAGCCGUCAUGCUACCUGCAAAUGCAUAAAUACUCGGGUGUUUUCGGAUUCCUAAACAUGAAUUUUUCCACCAGAUUUGUUAUGUGAGAAUCAAACCUUUUUUUGUGUCUGAACUGACAUAAAGUGAGGAUCCGGAAUGGAUUCAAGUCAUAAGGCAUUAGGUAGGUAGUGUCCUGACUUUUUGUCUUCGGGAUAAAAUGAUUCGCCAAGAUUGUAGAAAACUGGUUCUGGUUAGAGCUCCUCUGUCUUUUGAGUUCCACAAUAAUAGAUAAAUACAUAAAUAAUUUAAGCAUUCCACACACCAAAAUGAAAACAAAAA